UCUCUCUCUCUCUCAUCGCCUGACGGAAGGAGCGAAAGUUUGCGAGGCGGGCCGGAUUAUUCCACAUAAACACUCCUGCUGCUGCCCUUUCGGCGACGUUCCCCGACUGUCCAUCCACUUGUACGAGCUACGGGGCAGGCGUGAAUGUCCGUGACGAACCCUGUAAUGUGAUUAGAAAGCUCGUGUUGUUGUUCUCGGUGCGUGGGAAGCCGAAGCGUUAAACGGCGCUGGUGCGGAGACUGUCCUGAUGUUUAUUAGCUCAGCUAGCCUGCGACUUAACUUCUUUCGUGGACGUCAGUAGUGGAUUUUUUUUUUCCUUUGGGGCACGGCGACACUUUACAAUAAUAAACUUGACGUUUUUAGAACCCGUGUUUUUUUUGUGGGGGGAAAAAAAAUGAGCGGCGAACGGGAGCUCGGUUUCCGAAAUAUGUUCGAUAGUGUCGGUAAUACCGGAGCUGUGACUCGGCACGAGCGGCGCCUCGAGCUCCAGGCGCGCUGCGACGCAAUCUGAGGAAUUAGCCACAGUGCUAACGUUUUUAGCUCCUUACCGCGUUUAUCACUCCAGCCGUGUAGGAGCAGGCCUGUAUAAACAUUUGCUUCUUUUUACAGAAUUGUCUCAACACACACAUAUAUGCCUUUUUUCCCCAUUAAUAUUCCACAAAAUUUCUCUCACGUAGCUAGCAUUACGCAGUCAAGCCUGUCACAUUAGGAGCCGCGGAAUUUAAUGGGACCUGAGAAGUUUUUUUGAGACGCAGUUCCCCCCCCCACCACGGUUUGGACAUAAACACAGGGGUUUUUAUUUUUUCCUCUCUGACUAAACUUGGACAAAAAUGUCGGAAAACGCACCAACCCGGAGUCUGGAUGAGAUCGACCUGGCAGCUCUGAGGGAUCCAGCAGGAAUCUUUGAGCUGGUGGAAGUCGUGGGCAACGGUACCUACGGGCAGGUGUACAAGGGGCGCCAUGUGAAGACGGGACAGCUGGCUGCUAUAAAGGUGAUGGACGUCACCGAGGAGGAAGAGGAGGAGAUCAAGGCCGAGAUCAACAUGCUGAAGAAGUACAGUCACCACCGCAACAUCGCCACGUACUACGGCGCCUUUGUCAAGAAGAGUCCACCCGGGCACGACGACCAGCUCUGGCUGGUGAUGGAGUUCUGUGGUGCCGGCUCUGUGACGGACCUGGUGAAGAACACUAAAGGAAACUCCCUGAAGGAGGACUGGAUCGCUUAUAUCUGCCGAGAGAUUCUGCGGGGCCUGUCGCACCUCCACGCACAUAAGGUCAUCCACAGAGACAUCAAAGGCCAGAAUGUUCUUCUGACUGAGAAUGCAGAGGUCAAGCUCGUGGAUUUUGGCGUGAGCGCUCAGUUGGACCGGACCGUAGGCAGGAGGAACACCUUCAUCGGCACUCCUUACUGGAUGGCACCUGAGGUCAUCGCCUGUGACGAGAACCCCGACUCCACCUACGAUUAUAGGAGCGACAUCUGGUCUCUGGGAAUCACAGCGAUCGAGAUGGCAGAGGGCGCGCCCCCGCUGUGUGACAUGCAUCCGAUGAGAGCUCUCUUCCUCAUCCCGCGGAAUCCUCCUCCCAAACUCAAGUCCAAGAAAUGGUCCAAAAAGUUUAUCGACUUCAUCGAGGGCUGCCUGGUGAAGACCUACCCGAGCCGUCCCUCCACCGAACAGCUGCUGAAGCACUCGUUCAUCCGAGAUCAGCCGACCGAGCGCCAGGUGCGCAUCCAGCUGAAAGACCACAUCGACCGCACGCGCAAGAAGCGUGGAGAGAAAGAGGAGACCGAGUACGAGUACAGCGGCAGUGAUGAAGAAGACGAGAACAGAGGUGAUGAGAGAGAGUCCAGCUCAAUCCUGAAUGUGCCAGGCGAGUCGACGCUGAGGCGGGACUUCCUGCGGCUGCAGCAGGAGAAUAAGGAGCGCUCGGAGGCGCUGAAGAGGCAGCAGGCCCAGCUGGCAGCACAGCGCCGCGACCCCGAGGAGCACAAGAGGCAGCUCCUCCAUGACCGCCAGAAGCGCAUUGAGGAGCAGAAGGAGCAGCGGCGAAGGCUUGAGGAGCAACAGAGGAAGGAGCGUGAGAUGGUGAGGCAGCAGGAGAAGGCUCCUCUCCGGAGACUCGAUGAUAUGAGACGGGAGGAGGACCGCAGGAUGGCCGAGCGAGAGCAGGAGUUUAUAAGGCAUAAGCUGGAGGAAGAGCAGAGACAGUUAGAAAUCCUUCAGCAGCAGCUUCUCCAGGAGCAGGCCUUGCUCAUGGAGUACAAGAGGAAGCAGCUGGAGGAGCAGAGGCAGUCGGAGAGGCUACAGAGGCAGCUGCAGCAGGAGCACGCUUACCUCGUCUCCCUGCAACAGCAGCAGCAGCAGCAACAGCAGCAGGAGAAGAAACCACUUUAUCAUUACAGCAAGAACCUGGAUAACAACAAGCCUGCCUGGGCCAGAGAGGUGGAGGAGCGGAGUAAACUAAACAGACAGGGCUCCCCUAAAAUCUGCACCACCGUCUCUGAUACCAACAUCCAGUCACGCUCUGACUCCAUUAGCCAAUCAGGAGGUGUGCAGGCUGCACAGACUCCGCCCAUGCAGAGACCCGUUGAACCCCAAGGUGGCCAGGGCAAGUUCCAGAUGGCACACCUGGUGCCUCUGAAGCCUUACGCCGCACCCGUGCCGCGCUCCCAGUCCCUCUGCGAUCAGCCCACUAAGACCAUGUCCGCCUUCCCCACCCAGGACCCCUCCCCCACCCCAACGCCUCGUCCACUGCAUUCCCGUGAGCUCGUCCGGCAGAACUCAGACCCCACGUCCGAGAGCCCCGCCCCUCAACAACGCCCAAUGAGGGAUGACCACGGCCCGUGGAUCCGCCUGCCUGAGAUCGAACAGCCUCCUAAAAUUCCUCAGCGAACUGCGUCUAUAGCUACUGCUCUCAACACUAACCUGUCCUCUGGCAUCAGACACCCAGUGCGAGCCAGCAAUCCAGAUCUGAGUCGCAAUGAUCGCUGGGAAAGAGGAGACAGCAUGAGCCUCAUGUCCAACCUGCCUCAGACCGGCUCCCUCGAGAGACACCGCAUCCUUAGUUCAUCUAAAAUGGACUCGUCUCCCAUCCUCUCUCACGACGGACGACACAAACCCGGAGAAUCCCGCACCUCUUCCAGACCAAGUCGACCAGCGAGCUAUAAGAGAGCAAUAGGAGAGGACCAUGGGCUGUACUCGAAGGAGCGUGCGGAGGAGCAGCCUCGCCCUCCGGUGAAGGCCAACGACUAUUCGUCUUCCUCAGAGAGCAGCGAGAGUAGCGAGGAGAGUGAGAGCGGGGAGGGACAGGAAGAGGAGAGUCCCACUGACCGCCCACGAGACCCGGACUCAGACUCCGUGAACACCAUGGUGGUCCAUGAGGAAGAGGAAGGCGAAGGAGGAGAUGAAGAACGGGCCGGAGGUUAUGGUGAUCAGACCAUGCUCGUUCAGAGGACUCCAGAGAAGCGUAACCAUAACGGGUACACCAACCUGCCUGACGUGGUUCAGCCAUCCCACUCCCCCACUGACUCCGCCUCCCACUCCUCUCCUGGCAAAGACUCCACCUAUGAUUAUCAGUCCAGAGGUUUGGUCAAGGCUUCUGGGAAAUCCUCCUUCACCACUUUCGUGGAUCUUGGAAUGUACCAGCCAUCAGGUGGAACGGGGGAGCCCAUCUCAGUGGGAGGUCUGAGUUCUAGGUUUGACCAACUGAAGUUGGAGGUGCGAAAAGGCUCCAUGGUCAACGUGAACCCAACCAACACUCGCCCUGUCAGUGACACUCCCGAAAUCCGCAAAUACAAGAAGAGGUUUAACUCUGAGAUCCUCUGUGCUGCACUCUGGGGUGUAAACUUGCUAGUUGGAACAGAGAACGGUCUAAAGCUGUUGGACCGCAGCGGGCAAGGCAAAGUUUAUCCGCUCAUCAAUUCCCGCAGGUUCCAGCAGAUGGACGUGCUCGAGGGACUUAACCUGCUCAUCACCAUAUCAGGCAAAAAGAAUAAGGUGCGAGUGUAUUAUCUGGCCUGGCUGAGGAAUAAGAUCCUCCAUAAUGAUCCCGAGGUGGAGAAGAAGCAGGGCUGGACCACUGUAGGGGAAAUGGAGGGCUGUGUGCACUACAAAGUGGUGAAAUACGAGCGGAUUAAAUUCUUGGUAAUCGCUCUGAAGAAUGCGGUGGAGGUGUAUGCCUGGGCCCCUAAACCCUACCACAAAUUUAUGGCCUUCAAGUCGUUCACUGACCUGCCUCACAGACCUCAGCUUGUGGACCUGACUGUGGAAGAAGGACAGAGGUUAAAGGUUAUCUACGGUUCGAGCGCCGGCUUUCACGCCAUCGACGUUGAUUCCGGAAACAAUUACGACAUCUACAUUCCUGUCCAUAUCCAGUCUCAGGUGACUCCACAUGCCAUCGUCUUCCUGCCCAGCUCUGAUGGAAUGGAGAUGCUGCUGUGUUACGAGGAUGAGGGAGUGUACGUCAACACCUACGGCCGCAUCAUUAAAGACGUGGUGCUGCAGUGGGGAGAGAUGCCCACUUCUGUCGCUCAUAUUUGUUCUAAUCAGAUCAUGGGCUGGGGGGAAAAGGCUAUAGAGAUCCGCUCAGUGGAGACAGGUCACCUGGACGGGGUGUUCAUGCACAAGAGAGCUCAGAGACUCAAGUUUCUGUGCGAGAGGAACGACAAGGUGUUCUUUGCAUCGGUGAAGUCUGGAGGAAGCAGUCAGGUCUACUUCAUGACCCUCAACAGAAACUGCAUAAUGAACUGGUGAUAGAGCAGCCAUAUGAUCACCGUUCCCUCCACACUCUCUCUCUGUAUCUCUCUCUGUAUAUCUGUUUCUCUCUCUCUCUCUCUCUCUCUCGCUCACUCUUUUUCUCUUACACACACACACUGUAAAUAGAUACAAUGCCCACAUGCUUUCACUUCCUCACAUGAACACAACUCCUAGAAACACACACACGCACACUCAUGCUCCAGACUGUCAUAGUUCUCUUAACAAUGUUGUAUAAACAUUUUCGAGAUUGUGUGUGUGUGUGCAUGUGUGUGUGUGUGAUAUGAUGCGUGUGGAUGCCAAAUUGCUUAACUUCCUUUCACCACCAAAACAAAAUAUUCAUUCUCUCUUUAUCAGCUUUUGUUAGAUCACCAGAUUUCUGUGAUUUUUUUUGCUUUUUUUUUUUUCCAUAUUUUUAAUUUCAUUUCAUUUCUACAUUCCAACUUUGACCACCAUUGAAAAGAAGAAGAUGAAGAAACAGCAGCAGCAGCAGCAGCGCGUAACGCCAAUCAGCCUUGGACAUUUUGCUGGUGGUCAUCGCCGCCCCCUGCUGCUCUCGGGCGGUACUGCAGCAUCUGUAAUUUUCCAUUCUCACACUGUACUGUAAUUCAGUAGCCUCUAGUCGUCGAACCUAACGGAUUUACGAUAUCUGUGAUUUUAUUAUUUAUGUUUAAAACUAGCAGAACAUAUAGAAGAGCUCUCACGAUAUCAGUUCUCAUGUUUUGAGCUCGUCUGGCUCUUUUAACUUUUCCCUUCAGCUCUGUAGACAAGGAAUUUGGACCGAAUUCUUCAAUCGUUCAUAGUCGAUGCUUUAAAAAAAAAAAAGAGAAAAAUCCGGGUUAUGCUUUUCGCUCGUGAAGCACAGAAGUGCGACCGUUAUUACAAGCACUCUCUCUGAUUUAGCCAUGGAGAAUGCUUUCUCUCUCUCUUUCUGUAUCUAUCUAUCUCUCUCACUCUUUUUUUUCCGUCUGAAGUUCCAGUAUAUCUCGGGCUGUUUGAUAUUCUCUGUAUGUAUAGGUAUUUGGUAUUAUUCCUACUUUAAUAAUCUCUUGCUGUUCUAUUGCAAUACGUGCUGUAAUUGUGCUGUUCUCGUUUCAAGUUUUCACGAGGGGGGACUUCCUCUUUAACCAGUCGGAUUACGAGGUCAGGGAGAAGUAGUUUUUCAAUUUUUUCUUUUCUUUUCUUUUAUUAUUUUUUUUUUGGGGGGGGGCAGCAGAGACGUGUACUCCAUUUGUGAGUAACUAGGCUUAAAAAGUUAUCAUGCAAGACGUUUAGGCAUUAGAGUUGAAGCAUUUACUAUGUUUGACCCCUUGCCAAGGCAGACGGAAAGGACAUGGACGUGAUUUCGUGACUCCAAAUAAAUAAUGGGUAAAUAAAAGACGACAGGAGUGGAGUCCAGUGAUGAGCUCUCAGUUAUUUUCACGUCGUCAGAAGUUUAGGAUGAAUUUGGAUUCAGCACGAUUUGAUCGCACGCGCUGGGACUUUUAGAACAGACCUAUUACUGCAGCCCAUGUGCUCACAGCUUUGACUUGCUUUCUGUUUUAAAAAUCACAACCCCGGUAUUGUUCUGCGUGUUUGGUUUGGGCGGUUGCUUCCUUUUUAGCGUGAACAGGCUUGAUUCGCUCGCAAAUGCUGGAUACAUUUCUGCUGCCAAACAUGGCUCCCUGGUGUGACGUACCGCCUUAUUCGAGAAGAAAAAUCGAAAUAUUUGAUUUGGAGUGCAUGGGAUUUUUGGUAAAGAAAAAAAAAAUUGCAUUAUCAUUUCAGUUUAAUUUCUUUUGUUUGUUUGUUGUUGUUUUUUUUUUUUUUUGUUCUUUUAAUAUAAAAGCGUGACUUUGGCUUGGAUUUGCGAGCGUGUGAGACUGUAUGAUGACAUACACCCUGUGGUCCAAAGCAAUAGCAGCGAGCGUGAGCGGGCGCUUCUCUUCAAGCCGCGAGCGUGCGGCGUCGCCUGCGGCUCUGCAAUACUAGCAAAUCACUACGGCGACGGCUUCUUUCCCCUUUCCCGUGUGCUAGCGUAGCCUACUGUGGAUCCGAAACCUUUUGUUUACAAAUCUUUAUAGUAUUAAUAUAUAUUCAAUUCCGGUUCGUUUGUUUAGAGCUUUUAACAGUAGGCACCGUCAUCGUGUAAAUUGCCAUUUAAAGAAAUCUGGAUACAGGUUUAGAUCCCUAAUGAGCAAAGUAGAAGCGAGAAUUAUGAAGGGAAAAGGGAACUUCGUCUUCUACCGAGACGCCGGAUAGUGGGUUUAUUAGAGUCCUGGGAUGAGUCCAGGACUUGUCUUUAUGAUUCCAGCAGCAGUAGAUAGAAAUCUGCAGUGUCCUGAAGCGAGGCUUCUAAAUAUAGCUUUUGUUUCUAUUACAGAAAGUGUAGUAGAGUUAAUCAAUAUUACCAGAAAGAUGCCUAUAUUUAAAAACAAACAGAAAAAUAGUUUAAUAGUUGAAUGAGAGAUUUACGAUUGUAACGUAUAAAAGCACUUUUAUCUCACUUUUUCUAAUGGCUGAGAGACAUCAUGAGUUUAAUAUUUGCUCUGUGAUUUAAAACAAUUGAAGUCGGUCCUUCCAGGAUAUUUUUUUUUUUUUUUUUUUGAGCUUUUUUAUUGUUUAAGAUUUGCGCUACAACUUAUGAUAGCUGUACUCAUGUUCGCGGCGCGCGAGGUUAAAUGUUUGUCACACGAUGUGUCCCGGCCCAAAUCUGCCGUCACUUUAAAAAAAAUAAAAAAUAAAAAUAUUUCAAGCUCCUCCGAGUUUGCUUGAUUUUGCGUUCAUUUCCUCAGUCGCUAAAUCCUGGAGGGGCCGGCAUGAGAUUGUUCACACAGGAGAGCCGAAAUGAUUUUGAAACAGUCUUGUGCACCAGAGAGGUUCAGCGUCUGAACAGAACUCGUGGGAGCAGCCGCCUCGGUCGAAUCGGGCUUAAGAAAUACGGUUCUGAUUUGGACUUUUGUGAAAUUUGUGCUAUUGUACAGCUUUAUUCAGCAACAAUGCAGAUUACUGAGGUUAUUUUCAGCAGAUACGUGAAGUUUUAAAGUUUCUGUCAAAUAUAUAUAUAUAUAUAUACGCUUUAUAAAAAUGUACUAAAGCAGCGAACAUUGGGAAUUAAACGUGACUUGGCUGAUCAAUUACAUUUUGUGGGAUGUAAAUUAGUUGUUUUUUUUUUUUUGUGAUUAUUUUCUUCAUUCCUCUGAAAAUUCAAGUGGACAUAUCUCCAAAUAUCGCACUCUCUUCAUUCGGAGCUCAUGCGAACACUUGCACAUUUCUUUUCAGCGUCCUCUCUUAGAAAAAUUAACGAACAUCCUACGUGCACCCGUACACUUUUUUUUUUUUUUUUUUUUUUGCACACACACACUUGUCUGUUUUCUGCUUUGUAACCUUUUGGCUAUUUUGAUGUUGCCCCAGUUUGAACUGCCAUGUUUACCGUUCUUGCAGUGCCUUGGAGCCGGGUUGCGGGUGUGUGCGUGUGCAUCUUAGCAAAGGAUGCUGUAAUUUUUUUAUUUAUUUUUUUUCUUUCCUCCGAGUAAUAUGCCCCAGUUGCGUAAAUAGUUCAGGGAAGAUGUAGUAAAGCCAGUGCAAUCAGAGAUGUAUCUCACGUCAAGAAAGUGCACUUAAACUGACAAUAAGUUCAGGCCCAAAAGCCAUUGCAUUCGGAAAGCUCCUUUCUCCAGCAGAAUUAAAGCAUCGCACACCUUGUUAUGACGACGUUCAUGCAUUAGAAGGGGGGGGGGGUGUCCGUUGGGUCGGGAACCUUCAGCUGGCAAAAACGCAAUCAUUCAAGAUUCAAAGAGAAAAUGAAAUUCACCUCUUCACAGCGUAGUGAGUAUUCUGAUACAAGACACAAAGAGCAGCUAAGUGUAAAUAAGCACCGCUUUACGUUUGUCUAGUUUAUUUUUCAGCCCUGCCAUUUUCCACAAAUGCAAACUUCUUGGUCCAGUCAUACAGGAAAUGCUGUUCAUUUUUUCCCCCUCCCAGUUUCUUAUCCAAUUCCAAUAAUUCCAGUUACAGCAAACGCUGUCGUGAAUAUGAUAAUUACGUAAUUUAUCCGAUUCCGUCUCUUAAGCGACCGCAUACUUAUGAAAAUAAACCUAGUUGUUUUAGUUUCAUCCUGUAUACAUGUGGAAUCAUGGAACCCCCCCCCCCCCUCUCUCUCUCCCUUUCUCUCUCUCUCUCUCUCUCUCUCUCUCUCGUUUGUGAGCUUUAAGUUCCCGACCCCUGGCUGUAGAGGUUUGGGUUGCCAUGGUGAGGACUCGCUUCCAUGCUUCACGAUGUAGCGAAUCCUCCGUCAUCCCACACACAAGAUCCAGAGCGUCGUCUCCGUCGCUUUCAUUAACAAAAAAAAAAACACUUCUUACCAAAUGUUAAUCAGAUGUAGUAAUAUUGUCUUAAUAGAUGGUGAAAUGUAUUUUCAAAUCAUUUAUAUAAAUAUAUAUAUAUAGAAAUCUACACAUGAUAUAUCCUAAUCCUUUGAUGGAGAAGUGGUUUAAGAUACUAAGAGAGUUUGUUUAUAUACACUAUAUUGCCAAAAGUAUUCGCUCACCUGCCUUGACUCGCAUAUGAACUUAAGUGACAUCCCAUUCCUAAUCCAUAGGGUUCAAUAUGAUGUCGGUCCACCCUUUGCAGCUAUAACAGCUUCAACUCUUCUGGGAAGGCUGUCCACAAGGUUUAGGAGUGUGUUUAUGGGAAUUUUUGACCAUUCUUCCAGAAGCGCAUUUGUGAGGUCACACACUGAUGUUGGACGAGAAGGCCUGGCUCUCAGUCUCCGCUCUAAUUCAUCCCAAUGGUGUUCUAUCGGGUUGAGGUCAGGACUCUGUGCAGGCCAGUCAAAUUCCUCCACAACAGACUCUGUCAUCCAUGUCUUUAUGGACCUUGCUUUGGUCACUGGUGCACAGUCAUGUUGGAAGAGGAAGGGGCCAGCUCCAAACUGUUCCCACAAAGUUGGGAGCAUGGAAUUGUCCAAAAUGUCUUGGUAUGCUGAAGCAUUCAGAGUUCCUUUCACUGGAACUAAGGGGCCAAGCCCAGCUCCUGAAAAACAACCCCACACCAUAAUCCCCCCUCCACCAAACUUUACACUUGGCACAAUGCAGUCAGACAAGUACCGUUCUCCUGGCAACCGCCAAACCCAGACUCGUCCAUCAGAUUGCCAGAUGGAGAAGCGCGAUUCGUCACUCCAGAGAACGUGUCUCCACUGCUCUAGAGUCCAGUGGCGGCGUGCUUUACACCACUGCAUCCGACGCUUUGCAUUGCACUUGGUGAUGUUUGGCUUGGAUGCAGCUGCUCGGCCAUGGAAACCCAUUCCAUGAAGCUCUCUGUGCACUGUUCUUGAGCUAAUCUGAAGGCCACAUGAAGUUUGGAGGUCUGUAGCGAUGGACUCUGCAGAAAGUUGGCGACCUCUUCGCACUAUGCGCCUCAGCAUCCGCUGACCCCGCUCCGUCAGUUUACGUGGCCUACCACUUCGUGGCUGAGUUGCUGUCGUUCCCAAACACUUCCACGUUCUUAUAAUACAGCUGACAGUUGACUGUGGAAUAUUUAGGAGCGAGGAAAUUCCACGACUGGAUUUGUUGCACAGGUGGCAUCCUAUCACAGUUCCACGCUGGAAUUCACUGAGCUCCUGAGAGCGACCCAUUCUUUCACAAAUGUUUGUAAAAACAGUCUGCAUGCCUAGGUGCUUGAUUUUAUACACCUGUGGCCAUGGAAGUGAUUGGAACACCUGAUUCUGAUUAUUUGGAUGGGUGAGCGAAUACUUUUGGCAAUAUAGUGUAUAUAUAUAUAUAUAUAGACGUGUACUCGGGUGCCUAUUUGAGAUGGAAUCCAAAAUUUUAAUAUAUUAUUCUAGCAUUAUUUUACUACAUAGAUAUACGGACAUGCGCUAAUUUAAUGAAUGUAACCUUCACUUGAACCAAUUUCUAUGUGAUACUUUUACCGGCCUAAUAACAUUUUGAAGCACAAUGUAUGUUUCUGCUUAAGCUGAACAUUCAGCUGGAAUUCAGUUAGGGGAUUAGACUGAUGCCUCUCUCUCUCUGUGUGUGUGUGUGCGGUGAGCUUUAUAAAAGAGUGAGCGUGGGUGUGUGUAUGUGUGAAUAGGAGAGCUAUUUUUAAACCAAGUAUGUACUGUUCAUGAUGCUCUAAGAGAGAAAAUGAGGAGGAGGAGGAGGAUUAGAGUCAGAAAAAAACAGUAUGUUUCAUUUAUUUUUAUUUUUAUUUUAAAUCAUCAGUACGGACCAGUAUGCACUAAAUUAGAAAGCAGCAGAAUUACACACAUCAUAUACCUGUUUAUAAAGUCCAUCCUCAUUUCCUCUUCCUCAGUAUGAGACCCGAAUUAGGAUUCUAGCUUAGCGUUAACGCAUUUGGCAAGCAGCAGCGGCUGCACGGCGUUCCCGUGUUGCUCGACGCGAGGCAAAAAUACGAAACAACGUGCUAAAAGGCGUAUUAGUUUGGUUGUCGCGUACACAAGAUGGCGCACCGUUUCGCCUUGUGUCUUUUUCAGCGGCAUCCGUGUGUCGUCGUAAUGGUAUGGAGCGUCACAGUGAUGUCAUACGGAGUUCCGCAGGGCCAUACGGAGGUGUCGGGCGGCUCGGCUGUAGGAUUUCUACAGCAUCUGCUUUCAUCUCCAUUCGACUUCCUCGUAAUAACACACUCGCGCUGUAGAAAUCUCUCAGGCUUGAUUCCAAAUGUGUACUUGAGCACAAUCGGGUCCGGCGUUCCUCUAACCAAACGAUACAGUAACCUUAACUCCGGUUUCCGUAAAUAAAAACAAAAAACUUUAAUCUUUAACCAAAUCAAGACUUCCACAGACAGAAAUUCACCACUACGAUGAACCGAUCCCUAUAUGAUCAGGAACCGUUAGCCGUUGGUGCGAGUCGGUCGUAUGAUGCACAUGAACCCGGGCCUGUUUCAGGUAGCAUGUCUUGAGAGUGUGUGGUGUAUUUUUGUUGUUGUUUUGUUUUGGAGGGGGAGGGGGGUAUGGUGUAAAUGUAAAUCUCUCAUUUAAGGCCUUUAACUGCUGUUUUUCAGGCACAUGGGUCUUCUUUACAUGCUAUUAGCACUAUGCUAAUUAGACAUCUCUCUUUAUGGUCCUCUAGUAAUAGUAUCAUCGUCAAUCCUUGGAUGAUUUUUUUAUUUUUUUUGGCACGUAUUUGGUUGAUUCUGAUCGCGUAACCAGGAGAGGUCAAAGGUCAAUAGCAAGUCUUUAAAGAUGAUAUCCUCUGUGAUGGGUUAAAAAUUAUUCCUAUCUUUGUUUUUUGUUUUGUUUUUUUCUUUCUAUCCUAAAAGUUUUAGUUGAAAUUAAAUAAAAAAUAUAUAUAUAUAAGUAGAUAUUUGACAAACUGAUUUUUUUUUUGUGUGUGUGUGUUUACGUUUGAGAGCAGAUUUGAGAUUUUAAUGACCUGAUGGCUUUCAGUUUUACAGUGUUCGGGAUGAAAUCAUACAUCUGUAAUGUCUUAAAUGCAGGAUUGUUUGAAAAUAAAAUAAAAAAAAAUAUCUU
Molecule: messenger RNA, 12222 nt
Organism: Hemibagrus wyckioides
Lineage: Eukaryota; Metazoa; Chordata; Actinopteri; Siluriformes; Bagridae
Gene: mink1
Product: misshapen-like kinase 1
Exons: 32
Coding region: 831-4751 (1306 amino acids)
Biological process (GO): protein phosphorylation
Molecular function (GO): protein kinase activity; ATP binding
Source: RefSeq, a predicted model, not a curated record